Messenger RNA from Oreochromis niloticus (Nile tilapia), 4184 nucleotides. It is a transcript of the gene ift122, whose product is annotated as intraflagellar transport 122 homolog (Chlamydomonas). The transcript has 29 exons. Gene Ontology annotation, molecular function: protein binding. Gene Ontology annotation, biological process: protein localization to cilium; intraciliary retrograde transport; non-motile cilium assembly. Lineage: Eukaryota; Metazoa; Chordata; Actinopteri; Cichliformes; Cichlidae. The record is from RefSeq and is a predicted model, not a curated record. Gene Ontology annotation, cellular component: non-motile cilium; intraciliary transport particle A. The coding region runs from base 113 to 3670 and encodes 1185 amino acids.
GCGAGCUACUCGCUACAAGAAACGGUACAGGGUGAAAAAACAGAACCAAGCGAACUGCAGCAACCUGUUGACAAAAGAACCUUUGGUGCUUUUUUUCUGUUAAAGAGCGGAAAUGAGAGCUGUCCUAGCAUGGAAGGAAACGAUCCGUGAGCAAUGCGUUUAUGACCUCGCCUUCAAACCAGAUGGUAGCCAACUCAUAAUUGCUGCAGGGCUUCGUGUCCUGGUUUACGAUGCAACAGAUGGCAGUAUUAUUCAGCCUUUAAAAGGACACAAAGACAUAGUGUACUGUGUGGCUUAUGCCAAAGAUGGUAAAAGAUUUGCCUCAGGGUCAGCAGACAAAAGCAUUAUUAUCUGGACUUCUAAACUGGAGGGUAUUUUAAAAUAUACUCACAAUGACUCUAUCCAGUGUGUUGCCUACAACCCAGUCACUCACCAGCUUGCCUCCUGCUCAUCUGGUGACUUUGGCCUGUGGUCUCCAGAGCAAAAGUCUGUAAACAAACAUAAAGUGAGCAGCAAAAUAACAUGUUGUGGGUGGACAAACGAUGGGCAAUACCUUGCUCUGGGUAUGAUGAAUGGAGUGGUGAGCAUUCGGAACAAAAAUGGGGAGGAGAAGGUCAAAAUAGAGCGUCCAGGAGGCUCCUCUUCUCCUAUCUGGUCCAUAGCCUGGAAUCCCUCCAAGGAUGAGCACAAUGACAUUCUGGCUGUGGCAGACUGGGGUCAGAAGCUCUCCUUUUAUCAGCUCAGUGGAAAACAGAUUGGAAAAGACAGGACUCUCACCUAUGACCCGUGCUGCGUCGGCUACUUCUCUAAGGGCGAGUAUAUAGUGAUGGGUGGCUCUGAUAAACAGGCGUCCCUCUACACAAAAGAUGGUGUGCGGCUAGGAACUAUUGGAGAGCAGAACUCCUGGGUGUGGACUUGCCGGGUUAAGCCUGACUCCAACUUUGUGGUUUUGGGCUGCCAGGAUGGGACCAUCGCCUGCUACCAACUUAUCUUCAGUACAGUUCAUGGCCUCUACAAGGAUCGUUACGCUUACAGAGAUAGCAUGACUGAUGUCAUUGUCCAGCACCUCAUCACUGAACAAAAAGUGAGGAUCAAGUGUCGUGAGCUCGUGAAGAAGAUCGCCAUCUAUAGAAACCGUCUUGCCAUCCAGCUGCCCGAGAAGAUCCUCAUCUACGAGCUCUAUUCAGACGACUCCUCAGACAUGCACUACCGCGUCAAGGAGAAAAUAUGCAGGAAGUUUGAAUGCAACUUGCUGGUCGUCUGCUCCCAACAUAUCAUUCUGUGUCAGGAGAAGAGACUCCAGUGUCUGUCCUUCAACAGUGUGAGGGAAAAGGAAUGGGUGAUGGAAUCUCUAAUUCGAUACAUCAAAGUGAUUGGUGGUCCACCAGGCAGAGAGGGCCUACUCGUAGGGUUAAAGAAUGGCGCUAUAUUAAAGAUAUUUGUUGACAACCCGUUUCCCAUCACGCUGCUGAAGCUAACAACGUCAGUGCGCUGUCUGGACAUGAGCGCCUCCCGCAAUAAACUGGCUGUGGUGGAUGAGCAUAACACUCUCCUCGUCUAUGACAUCAGGAGUAAAGAGCUACUUUUUCAGGAGCCUAAUGCCAAUAGUGUAGCCUGGAACACCCAGUGUGAGGACAUGCUGUGCUUCUCUGGGAAUGGCUACCUUAAUAUCAAGGCUAGCAACUUCCCUGUACACCAGCAGAAGAUGCAAGGCUUUAUGGUUGGCUACAAUGGCUCCAAGAUAUUCUGCCUCCAUGUGUAUUCCAUGUCUGCAGUGGAGGUGCCGCAGUCUGCACCCAUGUACCAGUACUUGGAGAGGAAGAUGUUUAAGGAGGCCUACCAGAUUGCCUGCCUGGGUGUGACAGAUAGUGACUGGAGGGAUUUGGCCACAGAAGCCCUGGAGGGACUUGACUUUGAGACUGCCAAGAAGGCCUUCAUUAGAAUCCGAGAUCUGCGCUACCUGGAACUAAUCAAUAGCAUUGAGGAGAGGAAGAAGCGGGGUGAGAACGACAAUGACCUGUUUCUGGCAGACGUCUACGCCUACCAGGGGAAAUUCCACGAGGCAGCCAGGCUCUACAAACGUACUGGCCACGAAUCCAGAGCGCUGAGCAUGUACACUGACCUGCGCAUGUUCGACUACGCCAAGGAGUUUGUUGGAGUGACAGACCCAAAGAGCUCUCGGAUGCUGAUGACCAAGCAGGCAGACUGGGCUAAGAGCAGCAAGGAGCCGCGGGCAGCAGCAGAGAUGUACCUGUCAGCAGGAGAACAUCUCAAAGCUAUAGACAUUAUAGGCGAACACGGCUGGGCAGACAUGCUGAUCGACAUCGCCCGUAAAUUGGACAAGGCUGAACGCGAACCGCUAGCAAAAUGUGCACUCCACUUUAAGAGGCUGAAACACCAUGGCUAUGCCUCAGAGACUUACUCUAAGAUGGGGGACUUGAAGGCUCUGGUGCACCUGCAUGUAGAAACCCGGCACUGGGAAGAGGCCUUCUCACUGGUGGAGAAACAUCCGCAGUUCAAAAACGACGUCUUUGUGCCGUACGCCCAGUGGCUGGCUGAAAAUGACCGUUUCGAGGAGGCUCAAAAGGCAUUUCACAAGGCUGGACUUCAGAAUGAGGCCGUGAAAGUCUUGGAGCAGCUUACCCAGAAUGCAGUAGUGGAGAACAGGUUCAAUGAUGCAGGGUACUAUUACUGGAUGCUGUCUAUGCAGUGUCUGGAUAUUGCCAAAGAAAGUGAAGAACAGAGGGGAGAAAUGCUGAAGAAGUUUGAACGUUUUCAGCAUCUCGCUGAGCUCUACCACGUGUAUCGCUCAAUCCAGCGAUACACGGAUGAGCCCUUCAGUUCUCACAUGCCAGACACGCUCUUCAACAUCUGCAGAUUCCUCCUGAACAACCUCACAAAGGACAUGCCACCAGGCAUCUCUAAAGUAAACACUUUAUAUGCGCUGGCCAAGCAGAGCCGACAGCUUGGUGCAUAUAAGCUUGCAAGGUAUGCAUACGAGAAGCUGCAGGAGCUGCACAUUCCCUCACGCUUCCAAGAGUCUACAGAGCUGGGCAGCCUCACCAUUCGUUCCAAACCUUUCCACGACAAAGAGGAUCUGAUUGAGGGCAUGAUGUGCUACCGCUGCUCCACCAACAACCCCCUGCUGAACAACCACGGGAGUGUGUGCAUUAACUGCAGGCAGCCUUUCAUCUACUGCGCAUCGUCAUAUGAUGUGCUGCCGCUGGUCCAGUUCUACCUGGAGGAAGACAUCUCUGAUGAGGAUGCUCUGUCUCUUAUUGAUCUAGAAGUUCCUCACACAGAUCAGAGGGCUGCACGAUGGCAGGAUAUAGACAAUGGUGAUCUCCAAUCUUUGAGGAUGGAUGAGGGUUUGGACGAUGAAGAGGAAGAUCCAUUUACAGCCAAAAUGAGCUUUGAGCAGGGGGGCUCAAACUUUGUCCCAGUCAAGGUGAGUCGUUCUGUGCUGCGCGCCAUGAGCAGGAGGGACGUGCUGAUCAAACGCUGGCCCAGGCCGCUCAAAUGGGAAUACUUCCGCUCCCUGCUGCCUGAAGUCAGCAUUACCAUGUGUCCUACCUGCUUCAAGAUGUUUCACAGUGAAGAUUAUGAGCUCCUGGUGCUUCAGCAUAACUGCUGCCCAUACUGUCGGAGGCCCAUCGACGAACCAAACUGACGGUGAACUGAAAGUGGAGCACCUAAUUUAAACAUUUUUGUCUUCUGAUUAGAUUUUCUUUAAAACUGUGCAGUACGUUUGGCGUGUGUAUAUUAUAGGAGCAGCUCUUUGUUAUCCAAGGUUGAAUGGCUGAAGUAAUACCUAGUGUUUGUGUGUCGGUCAUUACAGAGUGUAAGAAAAGUGCACCAUCAGCCAAUAAAGCCACUGGAUUAUUAGGAUCAGAUUACCCCGGGCCAGUCAGUGAUGACAUCAUUCACUCUAUAAGUGUACAGUGUAAAGAUAUAAAUAGAAAACUUUUUUUUGAUAUAAUAAAAAACAUAUUUGUUGUGCAGAGAAUUUUCCUAUUCACAAUAAUGAGAUAAUAUUCUACCAUUGAGUCUACAGCUUUAUGCACUACAGCUGCACUGUACGUUUCAUAACAAUACAAGAUCAUUUGUUGUUAAGUCACAAGAAAUUGAUUUUUAUAUGCUUGCAAAUAUCCUUUCAAUAAAUUGUAUAUUGGCAAUUUGUAAAA